Molecule: messenger RNA, 789 nt
Organism: Bipolaris zeicola 26-R-13
Lineage: Eukaryota; Fungi; Ascomycota; Dothideomycetes; Pleosporales; Pleosporaceae
Exons: 1
Coding region: 1-789 (262 amino acids)
Source: RefSeq, a predicted model, not a curated record
AUGUCCGCGGGCCAACAUUCCAACGGCAAAGUCACCUCUUGCUUGCGGUUUGCUAGAUCCGAUGAGGGAAAUGGGUAUGGACACAACCCAGAGGGAGACACAAAGCCAAUGUUUGUGUACGCAUGUCUUGUUGACAACUUGGACGUCUUGAAGAGCAAGGCAUACGAUGAUGUAAGCCGCGCUCUGAAUUUGGAAACCACAAGGAAGCUCGGCGAGGAUGAAUGCCCAGUAGGAUACAGUGAAGGUUUAGAGCAAGAGGGUAAAGAGCCAAUGGUGUUCGACAUUGUUGAUGCCAAGUUCGCUGUCUAUGAAGAGAUUCCCACAGGAGGCGGACCGACCUUUCAGAACUUACCCCCGGAUUUGCUGUCCCCCUUGGGUACCAUGCUUGCUACACUCUCAACCUACCUGAUUGCAGUAAACGUCGGACUCCCUGCAAGUGCAGGCGAUGACAUGAAGAAAAUAUCCGAAAUGCUGUUGGGACGUCUCAGGAAACUUCUUCCCGCUUACAUCAAAACAUACUCAUCGCUCUACUGCUGGAAAGGCAAGGAGGCUCAGCCAAAGGAUCAUCCGUUCACUGAUGCUGAAAAGAAUGCUGGAUGGAUGUUUAUGAUUUGCGUAUCUGGUGCCAUAGGACCUAUUUCUAACGUUACAGAGUGGUUACCAAAAGAUGUUUUUGAUCGUGCGGUCUCGUCGCUUGGAUACGGUGUCGAUGUCCAGGUAGGAGAGAUGGUAGGACAGGAUGUACCGCGAGGCUAUGGAAUCUGGGAAGGAAACAUUUUCAUGCGUUAG